Salpingoeca rosetta is the source of this 1815-nucleotide messenger RNA. RefSeq lists its product as uncharacterized. Gene Ontology annotation, molecular function: aldehyde dehydrogenase (NAD+) activity. Lineage: Eukaryota; Choanoflagellata; Craspedida; Salpingoecidae. Bases 133 to 1815 code for a protein of 560 amino acids. Gene Ontology annotation, cellular component: cytoplasm. The record is from RefSeq and is a predicted model, not a curated record. The transcript is spliced from 13 exons. Gene Ontology annotation, biological process: aldehyde metabolic process.
UGAAAAUUUGUUAAAAUUUCAGUAGUUAUUCUUCACUGCGUCAAGCACAAGCAGAACGCCAGCGGCAGUUCUCCAGCCAGCUUCCUUUGCGUCCUUCUUCACAGUGAAAGAAAGCACACGUCGAUCGUCAUCAUGGUGUCUUCUGUGUCGCAUGUGUUGCGGGGUCAGUUUGAUCCAUGGACGCUGUCCCUGGCGGGAAGCUUCACGUUUGUGUGGCUUUCGCUGUACAGCCGUCGCCCGUCCUUCCUGGCCUUUGCCACCCUUGGCUUUGUGCCGCUUCUCCUCAUCCCAGACUACUCUGUCACAGAGUGCUUGGAGGGAACGGUUGUGGGCAAUGUGCUGAGCCAGGUGCCUGCCACGUACGGGGCGGCUGCAUUGUUCCUGCUGGUGACCGGGGCCUCGUGCCUGCUGAUGCGCAAACCCAAGCGCAAGGAUGAUGACUACAUUGUGGAUGAGUCGUGCUUUGCCGACUUCAAGCUCGUGGGCAAGGUCAACCGCGAGUACACCCUGGACGAGAUCCCAACGCUGGUGCAGGAGAUGCAGCGCAGCUACGCCUCCGGCAUCACCCGCCCCGUCUCAAAGCGCAAGGAGCAGCUUCGCCAGCUGCGCAAGUUCUUUGUCGAGAACGAGGAGCGCAUCAUCGCCGCCGUGCACGAGGACCUGAAGCGCCCGCGCUUUGAGACCAUCUACUACGACGUCGCUCUCCCCAUCGCCGAGAUUGACGAUGCGCUGCACAAGCUUGACCAGUGGAUGGAGCCCGAGCCAGUCGGCCCACAUAUUCUCUCCUUCCCAAGCACCCAGUGGACGCAGCCUGAGCCGUAUGGCGUUGCGCUUGUCAUUGGCACAUGGAACUUUCCCUUCCAGCUUGAGCUGGUCCCUGCACUUGGCGCCAUCGCCGCUGGCAACACCGUCAUCAUCAAGCCCUGCAACACGAGCAAGGCGUGCGCCCGCCUCCUUGCGGAUGUGCUGCCAAAGUACAUGGACCCACGUGUCGUGCAGGUCGUUGGCGCCAACUUCAAGGGCGAUCGCGAGUGCACCGCCAAGCUCCUCGAGGAAAAGACAGACAUCAUCUUCUUCACAGGCAGCCCGACGGUUGGGCGCGUGAUCAUGCAGGGCGCUGCACAGCACCUCACCCCGUGUGUGCUUGAGCUCGGUGGCAAGAACCCCGUCUACGUCGACAAGAGCGCAGAUAUCGACCUCGCUGCAAAGCGAUGCGUGUGGGCACGCAACUUCAACUGCGGCCAGCAGUGCAUCGCGCCCGAUUUCGUGCUCUGCCACAAGGACGUCAUUGAGCAAUUCAAGGAGCGGUGCCGCCAUUACUGCCAGGUGAUGUACGAGAACAACGAGGACGACCCGAACAUCGGGCGUGUCGUCGGCGACAAGCAGAUGGACCGCCUUGUUGGCCUUCUCAACUCCCACGGUGGACAGGUUGUUGCUGGUGGCCAGUUUGACCGGAAGAAGCGGUACAUUGCGGCGACGGUGAUCCAUGUCUCCCGCACCUCCACCCUCAUGCAGGACGAGACAUUUGGACCCAUCCUUGCCGUGACUGAGGCUGAAAGCGUUGAGGAUGCCAUUGCGGAGAUCAACUCGCGCCCCAAGCCGCUCGCCCUCUACAUCUUCGCACAGGACGAGGCUGUCCAGCGCCGCGUCGUCGAGAACACAAGCUCUGGCGGCGUGACGGUCAACUCGUGCCUGUUCCACGUUGGCCACCCCGGCCUCCCCUUUGGCGGUAUUGGCAACUCCGGCAUGGGCGCCUACCACGGUGAGAACUCGCAUGAGACGAUUGUGUGUCUGUGCUUGCUGCUUCGAUUUUGA